GGGAGGAGGGCAAUGAAAUCACAACAGACUUAAAAGCCACUUGCUCCAGGCCUAACACCACCACCCAGCCCUCCCCUCUAAUUACCCCUGGCCUCCAGGAAGCUUUCAAAGUUACCACAUUCCUGGCAACUGUCCAGUGCCUGAGGGCAACACAGGGUGUGGGAAGGAUGACCCAGACCCUGCCUGGGAAGCAAAAGAGAAGAAAAUUCUGGUUUAAGCUCUCUUCGGAAACAGAAAGUACUAGAAGUGGGACCCUGAGGGGAUGCAGGGGACCCGGUAGCUGCAGCUAUGUGUCCAAAUCCCUCCUCUCACCUCUCCUGCUGAGUGCCCUUGGGCUUAACCACGUUAACGCCAACUCCAAGCCAUUCUCCUUGGCAGGAUGAGAGUGGCAGGUCUCAUUCGCAUCGUGGCCUUCAUCUUCACCCUGGUUGCCCUGUGGGUCUUUCUCCGCAGCUACAUCAGUUUCAGCAGGAAAACCAUUCGUCUGCCGCGCUGGCUGGGGGUGCCCUCCAAGGAGAUCCGUACCCCGAAGACCAAGUGUGGGCUCAGCAAGCCCUGCCUAGACAACUUCUUCGCAUUUAAAAUCAGCAGUGGGGCUGCCAAUGUCGUGGGCCCCUCUAUGUGCUUUGAAAAUGAAAUUAUCAUGAGUCCAGUGAGAAACAACGUGGGUAGAGGCCUGAACAUUGCUCUGGUGAAUGGAACUACAGGACAGGUGCUGAGAAAGGGCAGCUUUGACAUGUACUCUGGAGAACCCAAACUCCUGAUGAACUUCCUUGAAGAAAUUCCAGAUAGCACACUGGUGCUGGUGGCCUCCUAUGAUGACCCAGGCACCAAAAUGAAUGACAAAAUCAGGAUGAUCUUCUCCAACAUGGGGAGUUCCUAUGCAAAUCAGCUGGGCUUCCGGGACAGCUGGGUCUUCUUAGGUGCCAAAGACCUCAAGAAUAAAAGCCCCUUUGAGCAGUUCUUAAAGAACAAUCCAGAAACAAACAAAUAUGAAGGAUGGCCGGAGUUACUAGAGCUGGAGGGUUGUGUGCCACGGAAGGUAUUUUAGGGUGGCCAUGGCCCUUCUGAGCCAGGGAGCCAAAGAAAUGCCCAACUGACCUGAGAGCAGAGCCCAGGAUUGCUGGAUUUGUGCUGAUAGGAGCUGACUAGGAGGAAGAAAGGGAGAAGCCAUAUGAGAUGUGCUGACCAUCCUCCCACUCAAUGUGACUUACUUCCUCUCUGAGGAAACAACAGCCUCCCAGUACCCCACAAGGACCAGCUUGGAGAUGGGCAGCUGCACAGGGCCUGUGGAACCAGCUGUGAGUGAAACAAGUGAGACCUUCCAAGACUGUCUGUGGUUGUUUCCAGAAGGACUGGCUGCCUCCACUUGAGCAGGAUUAAAUUCUAUUUUUGCUGAAUUUGAA
Peromyscus maniculatus bairdii (prairie deer mouse) is the source of this 1406-nucleotide messenger RNA. It is a transcript of the gene Fam3d, whose product is annotated as FAM3 metabolism regulating signaling molecule D. The record is from RefSeq and is a predicted model, not a curated record. NCBI's taxonomy places the organism in Eukaryota, Metazoa, Chordata, Mammalia, Rodentia, Cricetidae.